This is a messenger RNA of Camelina sativa (false flax), 652 nucleotides long. Lineage: Eukaryota; Viridiplantae; Streptophyta; Magnoliopsida; Brassicales; Brassicaceae. The record is from RefSeq and is a predicted model, not a curated record.
CCACACUUGGGAUCCUUUGAUAACCGGGACUGUUCAAGCUUACUUUGAGGGAAUCUGUCAAAACCGGAUCAAAGACAUGGUUAGCAGUGUGAGGACUAGUCGAGUUCAACCAAACUGGAUUGGCGACACUCUCUGGAUUACGAUGGAGGAUUACUGGGACACUGAAGAAGCACAACAAAGGAGUAAAACCUACUCUGAUGCCCGUAUGUCUGACCGUAACGGCCUAGGUCCUCAUGUACACCUCUCAGGGCCAAAGUCAUAUCGACAGCUUCAAGACGAAAUGGUUGAGGAAUUGGGAAGAGAAGUCCGACUUGGUGAGGUUUUUAUCAAGGCACAUACAAAGCCUGAUGGUACAUAUGUUGAUCGGAAGGCAGAGAAGAUUGCUGGAACUUAUGAGAAGACUGUUCAAGAGAGGUUGUCUCAGCUCGAGGCAGAGUCUUUUGCUGUGUCGGAUGGAGAAUCACGGCCACGGGACCUCACAACAGAAGAAUAUACAGAAAUUUUCCUUGAGUCCACUGAGAAAGAUACAAGAGGAACACCUUAUGGAGUUGGAAUCCUCAAGGACUGCCUUGUCAAUGGAAAGCAUAAGCAAGCAUGUGGCUCUUCUACCUUUGUGGCGCUCGAAGAACAGUUGAAGAAGCUCAACGCAUGA